GGCGGUAAUGGGUUGUUGGAUAGUGGCUGGCCACCCAAAAAGAAAAUAAAUACCAAAUCACUGAGAAAAAAAAGGAGAAAUCUUUCAGCUCAGAAAUCUUUCAUUUCCGAUAUGGUCGCAAAGGGUCAGCUUGGAAUAGCAUAAAAAAGAAAAUGAUCCAAGAAAAGGGUCGGAAAGGCCAUCAUCUUCCGACCACCGCCGGCGGAAAACCGGCGGCGGCGGCGAGGAAGAGGAGGAGAUGCAAUUUAGUGUCUUUUCAAGAACUGCCGGAGUAUAUGAAAGACAACGAGUUCAUUCUGAAUCAUUACAGAGCUGAAUGGCCCCUCAAAGAUGCCCUCCUUAGCAUUUUUCAGUGGCACAAUGAAACUCUCAAUGUCUGGACGCAUUUGAUAGGGUUUGUUCUGAUUUUGGUACUGGUUGUGGCAAACUCUGCCCAUAUUUAUCAGCUAGCAGAUUUCAUGACAGUGUUCUUAAGGAAUUUUCAUACUAAUGCAGAUGCUAACAUCUCUCAGAAUGUAAAUGAUAUUUUGCAGAUGACAGGUCAACAACGAGGAGAGGCUACGAGCCCAGUAAAAUGGCCAAUGUACGUCUUCUUGGCGGGUUCAAUGUUCUGCUUCCUAUCGAGCAGCGUGUGCCACCUCUUCUGCUGCCACUCGGAACCCCUAAACCUCGCACUCACCCAAAUGGAUUAUGUGGGAAUAGCGGUCAUGAUAUUCGCCUCCUACUUCCCCCCAAUGUACUAUAUCUUCCAGUGCUCCCCUCCAUGGCACAUCAUCUACCUAACAGCAACAUCCAUCAUUGGCACCUGCAUUACCCUCACUCUCCUCACCCCUGCUUUUUCCAAGGGCAAAUACAGGGCGUUUCGGGCAUGCCUAUUCGUCGCCAUGGGCCUGUUUGGAUUGGUUCCCGCUAUCCACGCUCUCGUCGUCUACUGGAAUGACCCUUACAGGAAUGUGACGCUGGCGUACGAGGGGGCCAUGGCAUUGUUCUAUAUAGUAGGGGUAGUGUUUUACGUGAGCCGAAUCCCGGAGAGAUGGAAGCCGGGGGCGUUCGACUUGGCGGGACAAAGUCACCAGAUUUUCCAUGUGUUUGUCAUCUUUGGUGCUUUGGCACAUUAUGGCGCGGCACACAUUUUCUCCCAAUACCGCACCAGGCUCGGAUGCCCUCCGCUCAACUAAAUCGAGUCAAACCACUUUAUAUAACAACGAGUUAAUACUCAUUUUCGUUCCUCCUGUAAGUCCACUCACGAUUCAAUUUGGUCCAUGUAAGUUUGGUCGAGUCAAAUUAGUCUUUUUGACUAAAAAAUUUGAACCUAAGUUUGUUUUUUCGAAACAUUUUGGCGGUAAAUGGCUGUUGAGGUAGCAUUUGGAUGUUUUG
Molecule: messenger RNA, 1377 nt
Organism: Cuscuta campestris
Lineage: Eukaryota; Viridiplantae; Streptophyta; Magnoliopsida; Solanales; Convolvulaceae
Source: the annotation of a GenBank genome assembly